UUUUCCUAUUUUUUAUAAUGUCGCUGAGAAGACGUUGGUUUGAAUUUAAGAGGAUUAUUAACAAACAACCUCUUUCUCUUUUAAUAUUUUUGAUCUCUGUUAUUGGCUUUAUUUUUUUCAUCAGUUCUGGAAAUAAUAAACUUGAUUCUUUGAAUAAUGGAGAGAAGGAUUUUCAAAAGAUAAACAAAAAAGUCCAUCAAAAAUCUAUUUCGGACGAGAAAUAUUCAGAAAAUUCUGGAGAACUGCCAGGAAGUCGUGAUCCCGAUACAAUUUUUAAGGAUGGAAUUAUUGGAAAUUUUGAACAAAUUCCUGUCGUUUUUCCACCGGAUGAUGUUAAUGCUCCAGGAGAAGAGGGAAAACCAAUUAUGACAGAUUUAAAUUCUCCAGAAGUCCAAAAAGCAAUUUCUGAAUUUGGAUUUAACACAUUUGCUAGUGAUAAAACAAGAUUGAAUAGAUCAAUUCCUGAUGUUCGUAUUGAAGAAUGUAAAUAUUGGCAUUAUCCGGAAGAUUUGCCUAGUGCUUCUGUUGUCAUUGCUUUUCACAAUGAAGGCUGGUCCCCAUUACUUCGAACUGUUCAUUCUGUCUUAUUGCGUAGUCCCGCUCAUUUAUUAAAAGAAGUAAUUUUGGUUGAUGAUGCUAGUGAUAAAGAACAUUUAAAAACAAAAUUAGAUGAAUAUAUUAAACAAUUUAAUGGAAAAGUUAUUUUGGUAAGAAAUAAAGAACGUGAAGGUUUAAUUAAUACACGAACAAUUGGGGCAAAAGCAUCUUCUGCCGAUGUUGUUAUCUUUUUGGAUGCACAUUGUGAAGUUAAUAGAAAUUGGUUACCUCCUUUGUUGGCACCAAUUAGAAAAAAUAGAAAAGUUAUGACAGUUCCAGUUAUUGAUGGUAUUGAUAUGAAUACAUGGGAAUAUAAACGUGUUUAUGGAGAAGCAAAUAGACAUUUUCGUGGAAUUUUUGAAUGGGGAUUGUUAUAUAAAGAAACUGCUUUGCCUGACAGAGAAAAGAAGCAUCGACAAAAAGAUAGUGAACCUUUUAGAUCUCCAACACAUGCUGGAGGGCUUUUUGCAAUAGACAAAAAAUGGUUUGAAAAGCUUGGAUAUUAUGAUCCUGGAUUACAAAUUUGGGGUGGAGAGCAAUAUGAAUUGUCUUUUAAGAUUUGGCAAUGUGGAGGCGGAAUUCUUUUUGUACCAUGUUCUCAUGUGGGGCAUGUUUACAGACACCAUAUGCCUUAUAAUUUUGGUAAAUUAUCUGGAAAACCUGUUAUUUCUACUAAUCUGCUUCGCGUAAUAAAAACUUGGAUGGAUGAUUAUGGAAAAUAUUAUUUUAUUAGAGAACCAAAUGCCUUGUAUCGUCAACCUGGUGAUAUUUCUAAACAACUUGCUUUACGAGAACAAUUAAAAUGUAAAUCUUUUCAAUGGUUUAUGGAUAAUGUUGCUUAUGAUGUUUUUAAUGAUUUUCCUUUACCCCCACCGAAUGAUGUUUGGGGCGAAGCUAAAAAUCAUGCAUCAGAUAAGUGUAUUGAUACAAUGGGAAAAGGAAGUUCUGGAGUAAUUGGUGCUACACCAUGUCAUGGUUAUGGAGGGAAUCAACUUGUAAAAUUAAAUACAAAAGGACAAAUGACACAAGGAGAGUGGUGUUUAACACCUUCAAGUGGUUGGGGAGGACGAAUACAUAGUGGUUACUGCCCAAAGGGAAAAGUGGAUGGACCUUUUAGUUAUAAUAGGGAAACAAAACAAAUUCGUGUUGCAAGUUCUGAUUCUUGUUUAACAGCCGAUAAAGAAAAGGAUUCUAGUUUACUUAUUUUACGAAAAUGUGAUUCUGCUAAUGCUUAUCAAAAAUGGGAAUGGACAGAAAAAUAUUCUUAA
This is a messenger RNA of Meloidogyne enterolobii, 1865 nucleotides long. Lineage: Eukaryota; Metazoa; Nematoda; Chromadorea; Rhabditida; Meloidogynidae. The record is from the annotation of a GenBank genome assembly.